Messenger RNA from Cynocephalus volans (Philippine flying lemur), 1543 nucleotides. It is a transcript of the gene PIGA, whose product is annotated as phosphatidylinositol glycan anchor biosynthesis class A. The coding region runs from base 74 to 1531 and encodes 485 amino acids. NCBI's taxonomy places the organism in Eukaryota, Metazoa, Chordata, Mammalia, Dermoptera, Cynocephalidae. Gene Ontology annotation, molecular function: phosphatidylinositol N-acetylglucosaminyltransferase activity. Gene Ontology annotation, cellular component: glycosylphosphatidylinositol-N-acetylglucosaminyltransferase (GPI-GnT) complex. Gene Ontology annotation, biological process: GPI anchor biosynthetic process. The transcript is spliced from 6 exons. The record is from RefSeq and is a predicted model, not a curated record.
AUGGAACCCGCCGGUAAUAGAGGACACAUCUUAACUGGGUUGCUCUAAGAACUGAUGUCUAAACCAUCUCAGCAUGGCCUGUAGAGGAGGAGGUGGGCAUGGCCAGCCUCCCUCAGCUACACUCUUCCGGGUUAGCCCUGGAAAUCUUUCCACACGUAGAACCCUUACCCAUAAUAUAUGCAUGGUGUCUGACUUUUUCUACCCAAAUAUGGGAGGCGUGGAAAGUCACAUUUACCAACUCUCUCAGUGCCUGAUUGAAAGAGGGCACAAGGUCAUAAUUGUCACCCAUGCUUAUGGAAAUCGAAAAGGCAUCCGUUACCUCACUAAUGGCCUCAAAGUCUAUUACUUGCCUCUGAAAGUCAUGUACAACCAAUCGACAGCCACGACCCUCUUUCACAGUCUGCCAUUGCUCAGGUACAUAUUUGUUCGGGAGAGAGUCACAAUAAUCCAUUCACAUAGUUCUUUUUCUGCCAUGGCCCAUGAUGCUCUCUUCCACGCCAAGACAAUGGGGCUUCAGACAGUCUUCACGGACCAUUCCCUUUUUGGAUUUGCUGAUGUCAGCUCGGUGCUUACAAACAAGCUUCUAACUGUGUCUCUUUGUGACACAAACCACAUCAUUUGUGUCUCUUAUACUAGUAAGGAAAAUACUGUACUAAGAGCAGCACUGAAUCCUGAAAUAGUGUCCGUCAUUCCUAAUGCUGUAGAUCCUACUGACUUCACUCCAGACCCAUUUAGAAGGCAUGAUAGUGUAAUAACUAUUGUUGUUGUCAGCAGACUUGUUUACAGAAAAGGGACCGAUUUGCUUAGUGGUAUAAUACCUGAACUAUGUCAGAAAUAUCCAGAUUUAAAUUUUAUAAUUGGAGGAGAGGGACCAAAGAGAAUCAUUUUGGAAGAAGUACGGGAAAGAUACCAGCUACAGGACAGGGUGCGUCUUUUGGGAGCUUUGGAACACAAGGAUGUUAGAAAUGUCUUAGUUCAAGGACAUAUUUUUCUUAAUACUUCCCUUACCGAAGCAUUCUGCAUGGCAAUUGUGGAAGCAGCCAGCUGUGGUUUACAGGUUGUAAGUACCAGAGUUGGUGGAAUUCCUGAGGUGCUUCCAGAAAAUCUUAUUAUUUUAUGUGAGCCUUCGGUGAAAUCUUUGUGUGAAGGGUUGGAAAAAGCUAUUUUCCAACUGAAGUCAGGGGCAUUGCCAGCUCCAGAAAAUAUCCAUAACAUAGUAAAGACUUUCUACACCUGGAGGAAUGUUGCGGAGAGAACUGAAAAAGUGUAUGACCGGGUGGCUGGGGAAGCUGUGUUGCCGAUGGACAAACGGCUAGACAGGCUCAUCUCUCACUGCGGCCCAGUAACAGGCUACAUUUUUGCUUUAUUGGCUGUGUUCGACUUUCUCUUCCUUAUUUUCCUGAGAUGGAUGACUCCAGAUUCUCUCAUUGAUGUUGCAGUAGAUGCCACUGGGCCAAGAGGUGCCUGGACUCAUCAAUGCCCUCAUAGGAUCAAAAGGCGUGAGAAGAAUAAGAUGUUUAAAGCCAGAUAGAAGAAGCCUGGA